UUGCUUAUCUUACACUUCGUUACGAAUAAAGGUAUACGUAAAUGUAUUCUCCCAGUCCACACGCAUGCGCCUUGGAACAAGCCGACCUCAAUGUUUUUCUUGUCGGACUGAGUGUUUUGUCCAUGGUGCUCAAGCUAUGAUUCAUGUUACAAGGAUCUAAAUGGUCAAGAAAUAAAAGACAGAACUACCCUUUGCCAUGAGCCUUAUGUCAGACCUGGUAGAGCUUAGCAGGCAUCUGCAGCAAGAGCGCCUCUUUGUUUCUACAGAAAGAGAACAGCUGCAGCAGCUGUAUGACAAUGUGCGUCAGACAUCAGAAAAACUAUUGCACGUGGCAUGGAUUGCCCGACAUCAGAAAUCAAUUCUCAACACCUGCAUGGCACAUGGCCAUGAUGUCAAGGGGAUCAAUGCAUGUGGACAAAGUAAUGAAUUAGAGAACACCAACUUUGUUGACUCCUACAAGCAUUUCAGUCAUCACGACAGCAAAUUUGGUGACCUUCUAAAAUUUCUAUGGGAUAAUCCAGUUUUAGUAGGACAGUGUAUCUAUGAAGGUGAAAAAACGGGAAGUUUCAACCUGGAGCGCAUCGUUACAACUGUGACAGCCUCAAUCUUUGGAGGCUGCAUGUUCAGAGAGGAUGAGACAGCCAUGCUCCAGAUUCUUAAACUGUUGACAGAGAUGCAGCUUGCUAAUGAUGACAACCCUAGACGUUUAUUAAGACGUGGCAGCUGUGCAUUUUUCUUGCUGUACAAACAGCUAUGUGACUGCCUGUUCUCAGCCCGCCAGUUCCUAACAGCAACUCUUCAUGAUCCCAUAAUGCGUUUGCUAAUGGAAGAUGAAUGGUUUUAUGAUAUUGACCCUUCAAAGGCUAUGGUUCGGUUUCCACCCAAAGAACGUCAAAAGCGUUUUGGCGAUCCUGGAACCGAUGAAUAUCGCACAAAACAACAGAACUACCGCAAGUUUAUUGUGGACAAAUUGGUGAUGUUGGCCCAACGUUUUAUUACAUCUAUAAAGGCCAACCUGCACUGCUUUCCUCCAGCCAUAGCCUGGCUCACCAGCCAUGUUUUUACCUCACUUACACAAGCGGGCCAUGUGGAUACAGCUGAGGUGCGAGCUGCUUGUGCAGACUUGGUAUUUGCAUUGUUUAUUUGUCCAGCCAUUUGUGAUCCAGAACCUUAUGGCAUUACUUCUGAUAUCCCCAUCAGCCAUAUUGCACGCCACAACCUCAUGCAAAUAGCUCAGAUUGUGCAGGUUCUUGCUAUCUCUCGCUGGGAUGAGAUUGACCCAAAAGUCAGAGAUUUGUAUGGCCGCUUUGAAAAGGGCUGUAUGUCAUCUGUGCUUGACUGUUUUCUAGAGGGUCCUUGGGAUGAUGUGUUGUUGACCCCAGGAUCCACACCAGCCAACCUACUAAUGAGAUCAGCAGUCCUUAUGACCCCAUCGGAAGUCAAAGGAAUGGUGGCAUUCCUGCGACAGACAAGUACCAACCUUGACGAUAAGCUGCCAGGCAAAAAGCAGCUUGAGCAUGUUUUGUCCUCCCUGCCACUAGAGGUUGCUGCCUUACAGAGUGAUUCUUGUCUUCCUAAUACCUCAUCAUCUGUCAUACUAGACUCUGUGGCAGCAGCACCAGCACCUGCUGGGCUUAGCACACCAGAUACACCAGGUUCACAAAGAAAACUCUUCAAAAACAAAAGUGUGAAGAAGAAACAAUCCAUUACUAAUCUUUAUCAACUGGGGGAGGAAACAGGCAAUGAUGCAGGAGACAGGGAGAAAAUAUCAGGACUUGAAGAUGUUCUUGUAAUUACAGUUGUUCCUCCUGCAGACUGCCCAGGAAUGAUUGCAGAAAAAAAGGUGUUGGCGUGGGAGUAUGAAAAUAGGCGUCGAAAAGUGAAAUAUCCUUCAGCUUUGUCUGAAAGUAUUGCUGUACCAGGAACAGAAAUCCAGGAAAAAAGAACACGUUUCUCAUUAUCACAUGACCAAGAAUCCAUUGGUAACACUAGUGACUGCCAAGAAGCUAUUUCAGAGGCUGCCUCAAGUCACUCUGUUGAUGAGAAUGAGUUGGACAAUUUCUCUGACAUGAUGUCUGCUAAUGUAAGUGGACGAGGCUCUCCCAGCAUCAGCGGCCGUGACACACCUUUGUCCCAGGCAGGUAGUGUAGAGGAAAAUCCUCGAGGUGCUGCAGAACUGCCUGUACCUGUGCCUGAGACGGUGCAGAAGCAGAACAGGGUUGAUGUGACUGAUCGUUUUGGAAAGUUUGAUUUGGAGCCUGGGGAUGAGAUAAAGUCAACAGUAAGUGAUACAUGGAGCACCGAUGUCCUGGCAAGUGACUCAGAGCCUCCGGACCAGAAUCAGUUGGAGAGAUUGGAGGAGGUGGCUGAGGAGAUGAGUCGCCCAUUUAUUUUGGCAGCCAGAGACCAGGAGCCUGUGUCGGAGAUAUCGGAGACAGCCAGUGAUGCUUGGAGCACGGAUGUCCUCGCUAGUGAUACUGAUGAGAAGAACUCUGAACUUCUGAAAGAGCUUGAUGACCAAGAUGAGGUGAGCAGUAUUGUUGACAGAGAUGAAGCUGACAGUUCUGUGGGUCAGGAGGAUAUUGGAGCAGAUGAAGUCAACCUUGAUGCACUUGGUGCUGUGGGUGGUGCUGCUUUGAGGUCUGAGGAACUUUCUGAUUUUGGUGACAUGUUGCAAGGCUCACCAGAGAGUCCAAAACAAACCAGAGAUGACACAGGUGAGCCAGCAAGGAAGGGUAACCUUCAGUUUUCCUCACCUCACUCAAUUCAAGGAAUGCCACUCUCUUCUCAGUCCUUGCACCCUCCUCAGUUUCACCGUUUGGGUCAUGGGAGCAAACAUGAGGGGAGGCAGGCAGGUCUAGAACCACAGCACAUGGUACGAAGAGCAUGGAAAGAAAGACAUUCAGACCCAGUAGAGAGGCAUCACCAUCAUCAGCAAUAUCCAAAUUCCAGCAACCAACAAACUGGAGGAAAUGGAAACAGUGAUGUGAUAGCAUUGCUACCCAGGAAUUCUGCGCCACACCACUCCAUUAACCCUUCCAUCAACGUCUGGGUCAGUACUAAUGGGCAGGUCAGUGGCAGAGGGGCUGUGGUUGACAAACAACAACAGGCUAGUUCACUGGCUGCUUCUGGAAUUCCAUCUUCUGGUCCUGUACCAAACUUUAAUACUCCUCCUCCAGUACCUCCACGUCCUUUGUCAGUUGAAAGUUCAUCCAGCCAGUCACAGGCUCGUCAACGAGAAAGUUAUAACAAAGACAGAAUGUCUCAAGAUAGUGGCAACCCACUUAUAGAAAUAACUGAGGAUGUUAGGUCUUUUGAUUCACCUUCUGAAUCAGCAGACCUUUUGAUAGAUUUGGAGCACGCUGAGCCUUUAACUAUUGCUGAGCAGCAAAAUACAUGCAUCGAUGAAAAUCGUCUGUCAGCUGCCCUUAGCAUGUUUGAUCCCUUUGCCUCAGAAGGUGAGGCAGAUGGGUCCUUAAACAAUGACAUCAACGCUAACUGUAGCACCAGCCAGAGUACAAGUGUGUUUGGUGUGUCUUCUGGUGCGGGAGAUAAUUUGGGCACUGUGUCUUCGCAUUCAGUGGACAGUGCUAUAGGACUGCUCUGUGAGGAUGAUUCAGCUUUUAAGGAUUCUGUGGCACCAAAAGCAAAAGAAGAGCCUUCAGAAGCAGAUGCUCCAUCUGACAAAGACACAGUGGCAGAGAGGAGCACCAGCAACACUGGUUCAUUGUCUUCACAGCAUCAUGCACCUGACAACAUCUCUAUCCGAUCUGAUGAAAAGGAUUUUCAAGAAGGAGAAGAUGGAGAUCGCUCUAGCAAGACACGUGGCUUCUUCCGCACAUUUUUCCGAGAUAAGCUUCACAAAGGCAUUAAAAGAAAGACAAAGUCUGACAAAGAAUUUUCAGGUGUUGAUGGACAAGAUGCUGAUGCCAGCAAGGGAGCUCGCAACGUUGGGGAUGGAUUAGAUGGCACUGAGAGCAGUGGUGGCAAAGUUGACACCUCUGAUGACAUCCUGGCCAAGUACAGGACACCCAAAAAAGGAGCAGUGUCCAAAAUCCCCUUAGAAAACAUGGACCAGGCUAGGGAAUCUACCCUGUCACAAAAUGGCGAAGAGGAGAAGCUUACAUCAGCACAGGUGGAAGAGAACACCCCUUUUCUAGAUCCCAGUAAUUUGGAGACAUGUUUUGCUUUUCAAGAUGCCAAGCGCAAGUUACGCCUGGUUCUCAGUAUGUGCGAGAUUCAGCCAGCCUUUAUUCAGAUGCAGUCUCACAGCCCAAGGCAGGGGAGUGGCAUAGCACGGGAGCAGGAUCUGGUGUACUUGUUACGAUGGCAACUGGCGGAGGCAAUUAACCUGCAGAACAAGGACUUGGUCACUCGUCUGCACGAAGCCAUCCGUUGUGUCAAACUCUUUGAUGCUGAUGGGAGCAAGAAGCUGCUAAAGUCUCUACGUGAGGAAUACAGGAACCGUGCAGCCUACAUCUCCUACUUGGUUCGCUGUCGACAAGGACUUCUGGCAGCUCUGGCUCACCUGCAGAAGAUGCUGAACCGUGUGGAGAGGGAGAGGGAGAUCUGCAGGAAGCACCUGAUCAGCGUUUGUGUUCGUCUCUUCAUUGACCAACAUGAGCAGCAGGUCCUCAAGUUCAUUUCAAAAUUCCAAAGUCUGGCAAUGUCAGAUGAAAAGACAGAUCUGGUGGAAGAAUUUCUUCAGUAUAUGUACCAAGAGAUGUCCCAGGACCAUUUGUGGAAAGCUGCUUCAGAAAGCCAGUCAGAAGAUGGAAAACAAGCCAUUGAGCGGUCACUGAUGAGUCGUAUUUAUACCCACGCCAUGUUUCCUAAUGGAGAUGGAGACAUCCUACGUGACCAGUUGAUCCAACAGCAUAUUAAAAAGCUGAGCGCAAUCAUCACACCCACCCACAGGGAUCUGCGCAUUCCACGUGUUUACCACUUUGAGUGCCCCUGGCCUGCUGCUCAGCGAGACAUUGUCAUGAUCAAUGCCUACAAGACUCCCAAGGACAAGCUGAAAUGUGUGUUGCGGUGUUCCCAAACCAUCAUGAACCUGCUGAGCAUGGCCAACGAGAAGACAGUCCCAGCAGCUGACGACUUCAUGCCAGUCUUGAUCUUUGUUCUUAUCAAAGCAAACCCUCCUUGUCUUCUCUCCACCAUUCAGUAUGUAGAAAGUUUCUAUGUCAACCGUCUUCAGGGUGAGGAGCAGUAUUGGUGGCUGCAGUUUAGUUCUGCAGUGGAGUUCAUCAAGACCAUGGAUUAUUCAGAGUAGAUAGGUUGUGGCCAGGCCACCUAUUACAAGGCUGUUUGUAUGUGUGUAGUUGUGACAUGCUAACAUCAAGGGUAGGCUAACCGCCAUCAGCAGACCAGUGAUGCCUCCCAAGUACAACAGUAGCGUGAAUGUGUAGAACUAGAAGUGCCUGAACAGAUUAGCAUUUAGGAUCAAAUACCUAUCAGUGAUUUGUAAAGAUCGGCGCUUUUCCUGCUGUACAGUAUUAUUAAAGUAUGUAGAAGUAAAUAAUGUUUUUAACAUUAUAAGAGCUCGAGAUUCAAAUCUCUUGAGAGGGACUCCUUGGUGCAUGCUUGUAUAUGCAAGAGUAUAUGUGUGUGUUUGUGCAUGGGUAUAUGUAAGUAUAUAUGUAAAAGAAUUUAGAAAAAUUUAUAGUCAUUUAAGACUGGGGAAAGUUCAGGCAUAUAAAUUUGCCAAGAUUUUAGUAGAAGCACACAUUCUGCUUCAAUAUUGGGUUCAAACAACAUUAGCUACACCAAAGUUUUGCCACUUAACCAGUUUGCCAAGAUGAGGCUUUUUUUUUCAUAGUUACGAGCUUGUUCCAGCUCUCCCAUUGGCUGAGGCCUUCGCAAUGUUAACAUGUUCAUGCACUGUACUGACCUCUGCAUUGUUGACCUUGACCUGUGCAUGACAGAUCUUGACUUUUGUAUUCAUUUAUCUCAAGAACAAAAGAGGGUGUUCGCCCAGAUUUGGGGAAGUAGUAUAUUGUACUACGCUUUACACAAACAUUAUAAACAACUGUGCACCCCAAAGGUCCUCUAAGCCUUCUGUUUUUUGACCUUCUGGAUUAUCUUCCAAUUCUGUUUUAAUACUCCGAUCUCUGCCUCGUGGGCUGUUAAGUUUGUUAUCCUGAACUAGCACAAUAACUUUGGUCAGAGUUCAAUCUUGGAUGAUUUUGUUCAUGUAUGAUUUGUGUUCAGCUGUCAAAACAAGAUUCAGUAAUUUUUCCAUACUGGACUGGUAAAAUAUUGAGUUUGCUUUUAACUGUUCUUUUAUAGACCAUAAAGCUCUGAUUGUGACGUGCUGAAUUGUAGCAGCAGUUUAUGUUUUGUAAGUUUGAUUUAAAUGUUUUCAUGUUUUGAAUAUUUAUAAAGGGAAAAGCAGCAUGAAUUAAAGAAUUUGGACACAUAAACAUCAGUUUAUAGCCAUAGCGUCAGAUCAGACAUCAGUAUAAGAAUACUGCUAAUGAGUUUCAUAUUCAUACAUAUCAGCUUGCAAGAACAUUUACAGAACUAGAAGACAUAAUGGCAUAAUAUAUCAAAGUGUCCAUUUAGUUACAUAUAGUUUUAUCUCAAUCUUGUAUUAAAGAUAGAACACAACAGCCAAAAACUUAAGACUUUUAAAAUCUUAUGCACUUUCAUGAAAGACUUUAUAUGUGAAGUGUUAUAUUUAAAGACUUUUCAGAUUUUGACUUUUAUGGAACUCUUGAAAUGCAACUGACAAUGAGAGGAAGGUAGCAAUUGUCUGACAAAUUUUGGCAAGGACGUUGAGACUUAGAUUAUUCUUAGUUCACGAAUUGGAGCUCACCAUCUAGUCUGAAACAAUGGUUGCACUUGGUGGUCAAGGUGAAAAUUAAGCUUUUUCUUUGGUGUAUACUCUAUAUUGAUAGAGUAGUCUUUGUACUUAUUGGUACCUUUGGUUAUCAGUCAUAGCAUCAUCUACAAAAUGAAUGAAAAAUGAACUUAACUCUUCAUGCAGUUCACACAUUUCGACGGUCACACUCUGUGGUCUUGUUUAUGCUGAGCUUAAAUGUAUGGGAAAGGUGUAAUAUUCUGAGUAAACACAUCAGACACACCGUAACUCCCAAACAUUUUUUUUCCAGUGGCAGGCAGAUUAUUCCACAUUAUGCUUGCAUCAUGUGACUGGCUGUUAUGCAGUCUCCAUUUAUGCAUUCACCAGUUGUUUUCUUUCUGACAGUGCAUUCCAUACAGUUGUCUGAAUGUAACUGUGAUGCUGCAUUCCUUACAGUCAUCUUGAUGAGACUGUGAUUUUUUUUUUUUUUUUCAUAGUUAACAGGGUUUUGUUGAUGUUUCAACUUUUGAGCAGUUCACAUGCCAGCCUCUUUACCCUCCCAGGUUAAUGGCUUGAUGGAAGAAUGUCACAGGGAAUGCUCCCCUGAUUUGCAUUAAGGCUCAGAUGAAAGAAAAUUUGUACAGCUUGAAAAGUCAGUAUUUUAUUUUCUGCAGGGUUACUGCCAAUAAAUCUUUCAGAAAAAUCUGUCAUUUGUAUUCUAAAUAUUUAGUUGUGUUUCAGUAAUAAAUCACUCAGCAUAGUCCUUCAUGUGUAAACCUACUAGCCUAGAAGAUAAUGUGCUAUGUUCAAAUUGCACAUUCCUUGCUGGCUAAAAUUUCACAAGAAUUUAAGGUACUGACAUUACCAUUAUCCCUUGUGAAAAGUGCAGCAUUAAAAACAGAGUCUGAUGUAUGGAAAUGAGAAAUGUUGACAAGAAGUGUGUGGGCAGGAAGCCAAUUUAUUAUGUACAAACAAGUUGUGGGUUUCUUUUUUGGAAGCUUUGUCAUAUGAUGAUUUGUGUACAGACCAUGUCGGGAGCAUUGUAAUAAACAGUGAUGAAGCAGC
Pomacea canaliculata is the source of this 7870-nucleotide messenger RNA. RefSeq names its product GTPase-activating protein and VPS9 domain-containing protein 1-like. The coding region runs from base 197 to 5275 and encodes 1692 amino acids. Lineage: Eukaryota; Metazoa; Mollusca; Gastropoda; Architaenioglossa; Ampullariidae. Gene Ontology annotation, biological process: vesicle-mediated transport; regulation of GTPase activity. The record is from RefSeq and is a predicted model, not a curated record. Gene Ontology annotation, molecular function: guanyl-nucleotide exchange factor activity; small GTPase binding. The transcript is spliced from 26 exons. Gene Ontology annotation, cellular component: cytosol; endocytic vesicle.